Dichomitus squalens LYAD-421 SS1 is the source of this 727-nucleotide messenger RNA. RefSeq lists its product as uncharacterized. Gene Ontology annotation, molecular function: RNA polymerase II cis-regulatory region sequence-specific DNA binding; DNA-binding transcription factor activity, RNA polymerase II-specific. Bases 24 to 662 code for a protein of 212 amino acids. NCBI's taxonomy places the organism in Eukaryota, Fungi, Basidiomycota, Agaricomycetes, Polyporales, Polyporaceae. Gene Ontology annotation, cellular component: nucleus. The transcript has 4 exons. Gene Ontology annotation, biological process: regulation of transcription by RNA polymerase II. The record is from RefSeq and is a predicted model, not a curated record.
CGACCAACGCCUUCCUAACCGGCAUGUCCAACGCUAACCCAUUCGACCUCGCUGAUCUCUUGGAGACCGGACUUGUCAUUCAAGACAAUCCGCGUGGUCGGGGCAAAAUAGGUACCCUGUUCCUUUGCCCUUUCCCUGGAUGUGAAAAAGCCAAUGAAGAGUUCAGCGUCAAGUGGAACCUGAAGGUUCAUUUCAAGUUUGUACAUCUACGUGCUGGAACACGGUAUGCGUGUAGCGUACUAGGCUGCGGCGGAGUGUGUACCCUUCAUUCCGACUUGCCGAAGCACGUGCAGCACGAGCAUCCCUCCGUGGGCCACCCUGCCGAGGAGAACGUGCAGCCAGCAGCAUUCAUGGAUACAGAUGCGUUUGAGAGGAACAACGUUCGCGCCCUUCAUCUCGUCAAUCCGCCGAUGGAUCUCCUUGUCCAGGAUGCCCCUCAAUCGCCUCGGCAGGCCGCGGACGCCAAACCGUUCGUUUGCCACCACGCCGAUUGUAAUGCAGCUCUCGCGCACACACGCAACUUGCGUCUCCAUUGCACCUUAGACUUUGCUUGCAGCGCGCCUGGGUGUAGCCGGAUGUACAAGCGUAAUCACGACCUCCGUCGUCAUAUGCGUAGAAGUCACGAGCGUGCGCGUGAGCGGUUGUCUGACAGCCUGAGUUAGUUCUCUUAGUCGUCCCGAGUGUCAUCGAUAAGUCACUGUACUAUAGUUUAUGAACGAGAUUUCAG